Scylla paramamosain (green mud crab) is the source of this 6509-nucleotide messenger RNA. RefSeq names its product DIS3-like exonuclease 2 (gene Dis3l2). The transcript is spliced from 12 exons. The coding region runs from base 1136 to 4843 and encodes 1235 amino acids. Gene Ontology annotation, cellular component: P-body. The record is from RefSeq and is a predicted model, not a curated record. Lineage: Eukaryota; Metazoa; Arthropoda; Malacostraca; Decapoda; Portunidae. Gene Ontology annotation, molecular function: 3'-5'-RNA exonuclease activity; RNA binding. Gene Ontology annotation, biological process: mRNA catabolic process; miRNA catabolic process.
GUAGGUAAAGUUCACACACACACACACACACACACACACACACACACACACACACACACACACACACACACACACACAUGUACGUAUCCUGACCUGUGUGUACGUAACAAAGCCAUGUACACCAAUUUUUAGUAUACAUAGAUUAUACUAAAAUAUUUGGUGCACACACACACACACACACACACACACACACACACACACACACACACACACACACACAGAGAGAGACAUACAGACAUACAGAUAGAUAGAUAGAUAGAUAGAUAGAUACAUACAUACAUACAUACAUACAUACAUACAUACAUACAUACAUACAUAGGUAGACUUCUCCUCCUCUUCCUCCUUCAAGCAAGAAGAAGAAGAAGAAGAAGAAGAAGAAGAAAGAAGAAAAACAAGUUAUAUUUAUGUAAGAAGUUUGUCCUCAUUAACCAGGCCAGGUAACUAGUCAGGAGUCACGAGGGGGCAGGGCUGACCAUCCGCAUCCCACGCCACCUACCAGGAGCGCCGCCCCCCUCUGCUCGCCCCCCGCAGCGCACGCACGCAUGCACAGACCCCCCAGCGUGUGCAAGAGCAAAUCUCUCACUACAAGCAUGGAUAAGUUGAUGCAGCAUCACAACACGGGCAGCGGGAGAAAGUCCGAAUCCCCGACACUGUCUUCGCGUGGAUCUACCCCUGCACGUCGCCUCACGCCCUCACGCCCAUCCCGCACUCCCCCCGCACUCCAGACCCAGACGACCGUGCCGGCGCCACCUCGCAGUCCCCGUCAGGCAGCGAGGUGUCCCUACACUCGCUGAAGUCAUCCGCCUCCAGCGUGUCAGCCAAGUCCAACACAUCCGCACUCUCCAACGCUUCUAACGGAUCUGGAGAUUCAAACGGCUCCUGCAAAUCCGGUAAAUCAAGCGUCUCAGUGGAAGGUAAGUCCGGAUCCGGCAGGAAAUCGGCGUCUUCAGUGCGUUCGAAGGAGUCAGAGCGGUCGGAGCGGUCAGCCAGGUCGCCGGGUCAGCGACAGGCGGCGGCAGUGGGCGGCGGCAGGCGCGGCGCGAGGGCUGCCUCCAGGGGCGCCUCCAGUCCAGCCAGCACCAGUGUGAGUGCCAAGGGGAGCCGCGUGCACUCCCCCACCACGCCCCCUGCCAGAAUGACCCGUGCCUCCUCAGCAGCCUCCGCCUCCUCCGCCACCUCGCUGCCCGCCACGCACAGACGCCGCAGUCACGACGCGGCGGUCAAUGGGAUGGCAAAUGGCGAAGGUGGCGGCAGCUCCUCAUCCUCCUCCUCUCGGCGCACCACCCCACCCCCACGCUCGGGCCCCGCUACCCCCUCCGGCACCCCCACCAGGCAUCCCCCCACUGGGCACCCCUCUCGCAAGCCUCUUCCUGUCUUUAACUCCUACAUGAGUCUUUUCCAAGUGCAGGAGAAACUAAAGAAAGGAGAGGUCAUUGAGGGUGUGUUAAGAAUCAACCCCAAGAAUUAUGAAGAUGCUUAUAUCAGCGCGCCGGACGGGGGGAUGGACAUCUAUAUUGGAGGGGUACUUGAUCGGAACGCAGCGCUGCACGGGGAUGUGGUGGCGGUGGAGCUGUGUCCAUCGCAGCAGUGGAAGGUGCUGUAUGAUGUCCUAGAUGAGUACCUCGACAACAACCCAUCACAACAAGCACUGCUACAACAACCACAACAACAACAACAACAACAACAACAACACAACAUUACCCUAACCAACAUUACAACAACCACUAACAACAAUAACACACACACCAGUACUGCUUCAUCUGCUACUACUACAACUACUACAACUAUUAUCGCUGCUACUACCACUACUACUACUACUACUACAAGUGCUACUACUACUACUACUGCUGCUGCUGCUGCUUCUUAUAAUAGAUCUAUGGCAAGGUCCCAGAAACUGACCAUUGCUGAAAAAUUAUCAAGUUCUCUGACAUGUAAGGAUAGUUUAAGUAGUUCCAUUGUUCACAAGCCUGUUGCCGCUCGGGGGGAGGCCGUGGGGAGGUGCAGGGGGGAGGAUCUGCUGCAGGGGGACAGUGAUGUGCUGGUGGAGGGAGAGGAGGAGGAGGAGGAGAAGUCAAAAGCCAAUAAACGCCGGAAGAAGAGAGGAGGAAGAGGGAAGAAGAAGGGCAAGAAGAAGGAUGAGGUGGGAGGGGGCACAGAGGAGGAGGUGGAGGAGCUGUCAACAUGCUUGCCUUCUCUGUCUCUGGCAAGCCCACAAGACCACCUGCUGCUGCUGCCAGGCCAAGACUUCUCCCUUCCCUCCUCCUCCCUGCCCACGGAGAGAACGGGGGAGGAGGAGGAAAAUGAAGAGGAGGCCGGGGAGUCGGACAGUGCCGGCGUGGGGAGGGCAGUGCCGCCAGACCAGCUCAGCGAGUGUGAGUCCACUGACAACGAGAGUGGCACCAGCGAGGUCCUGGAUUACGAACAGUGCCGCGAGGACCAGGCCUUCUUCCAGGCACAGUGGCAGGCCUACUACGGGUCCCAGGGCACCGAGACACCCUCGGGGGACGGUGCCACAGCAGGAGGGGCCCAGGACAACAGCAGGGCCACAGAGAAGGGGGCAGGAGCAAUGGGGAGUGAAAAGACGAACAGCACCGAUAAAUGUAUAGUGACCGCCUCUCCUUGCAUCGUGUCUGAGGUGAGUGCCACAGUGCCCCAGGCGAAGGCCGCAGGCACCAGCGUGGAAGCCAAAUGCGGCGCAGAGACAGCCAAGUGGCCGGCACGCAGGAAAAACAAGCAGGGGAAGAAGGAAGGGAAGGACAAAGCAACAGCCAAUCACGUCAUACCAGCACAGCACUACAGCAUCAACAUGGCGGUGACUAGAGGCCGGGGCGGGCACAGCAGGCAGGGCAGCGGCACCCCACAGCACAGACGCGGCCCCCAGCCCCACAGCACGCCCAAGAAGCAGACGCAGCCACGCACAGAGCCCACAGUAGCACAGGUCUCCAUUCUCGACAACUGGGAGAAAUUCGUGCAGAGAACAGGCCGCGUUGUCUACAUCUUUGACCGGAAACACCCGCGCCUGGCUGCCGGCACCCUCAGGCCCUUCCCAGACCGCAACCCCAUGCACGCCCUCUUUGCCCCCACCGACCACAGGGUGCCACGCAUGAGGAUACCCUACUCACAGCUCCCCGCAGACUUCCUGGCGCGGCACAACGAUGUCUACCAGCACAAGAUAUUCCUGUGUCGUAUUGUGCUGUGGGCCGAGCCAAAGUAUGCCAUAGGGGAGGUGGUGAAGGAGGUGGGCAGCGUUGGGGACAUCGCAGCAGAGACAGAGGUGCUGCUGCUAGAACACGGCGUGGAGACAGAAGAAUUCCCGCAGGAGGCUGUCAAGGAACUCCCCUCCCUGCCCUGGGCCAUCCCUGAGGAGGAACUAGCAGUCCGAACUGACCUCAGGGACCAAUGCAUCUUUACCAUUGACCCUGAGACAGCUCGUGACCUCGACGACGCCCUGUCCUGCACCGUGCUGCCCUGUGGUGACCUGCGUGUGGGGGUGCACAUAGCGGACGUGACCUUUUUUGUGAGGGAGGGCAGUACCUUGGACCAGGUGGCUGCCAGGCGGGCUACAUCUGUAUAUAUGCCUGAUAGGGUGGUGCCCAUGCUGCCGCGGGGGCUGUGUGAAGGGCUGUGCUCGCUGCUGCCCGGCACGGACCGCCUGGCCAUGUCGGUGGUGUGGCAGCUGUCGCCGGACGGCCGGGUGAGCAGCGAGUGGUUUGGCCGCACCGUGAUCCGCUCCUGCGCCAAGCUGACGUACGAGCAGGCACAGCAGGUGAUUGACAGCGGUGGCAGUGCGGAGGGCCUGCCAGCGGUGGAGGUGCCCCACAGCGCGGCGGCUGUGGCGGCGGUGGUGUGGCAGCUGCACGGCCUGGCCCAGAAGCUGCGGCGCGGCAGGUUUGAGGGCGGCGCGCUGCACCUGUACCAGCCCAAGCUGUGCUUCACCAUGGACUGGUCCACUGGCCAGCCCCUUAGCCUGGCCCAGCCCCAGGGCCCUGACCACAGCCACCACCUGGUGGAGGAGCUCAUGCUGUUGGCCAACAUGGCUGCCGCUCAGCGCACCCACGAGGCCUUUCCCUCCCAGUGUGUGCUGCGCCGCCACCCCCCACCCCUGGCUGGUCCCAUGGAGGCUGUGCUGCGGGCCCUGGCGGCCGCUGGCGUGGUGCUGGAUGGGUCCAGCGCCGGGGCCCUGCAGGCCAGCCUGGCGGGGCACCGGGGCGCCACAGCGCUGGCCGUGGCCGCCCUGUGCAGCAAACCCAUGCAGUUCGCGCGGUACUUUGCACCGGGGGCGGAGGACACCACCGCCACGCCGGGCCUGGCGCACCACUACGCCCUCAACGUGGCGCUGUACACUCACUUCACGUCUCCCAUCCGCCGCUACGCCGACGUGCUGGUGCACCGCCUGCUGGCCGCCACGCUGCAGCCGCCGGCCGCAAUGCCCACCCUGGCCGCCGCCCGCCUGGGCCGCGCCUGUGACCACUGCAACGACCGCAAGCGUGCAGCCAAGUCCGUGCAGGAGGCCAGCGGGGAACUGCACCUGGGCCUGCUAGUGCGGCAGGUGGGGGAGCUGCUGCAGCCCGCCGCCGUGGUGCAGGUGCUGGACCGCUCCUUUGAUGCCGUCCUGCUGCACCUCGGCCUGGUGCGCCGCGUCUACACCGACCCCCUGCCCCUCACCAGCAUGGCCUUCACUAAGCAGGACGGCCAGGCCUACCUCACCCUGCACUGGCGGCCUGAGGCGGGACGGCCGGCCUGCACGCAGCGCGUCACCCUGCUGUCCACCGUGCAGGUGGUGCUGCGCCCAGCUGACAACACCACUCUCAAGUUCCAGACUGUGCUGCUCAGGCCGGAGUAGUGCCCCACCACCACCACCACCACCACCAUGGCAGCCAUCCACCAUACUGCCCCACAUCACCACCACCAUCUCCAGAUCUCUACCACACCACACCACACUUCUGCAGCCCUCCACAGUCAGCCACCACCAGCACACCACCACACCACCAGCACAGACAGUCACGGUGUUGUCUGGUGUGACGGAUGAAAAGGUGUUUUUUUAUUAAGGAAUUUUUUUCAUGUUUUUGUAGCGGAUUUUUUUGUUAUUUGUUUGUUGUUUUUAUUGUUUUAUUCCUUCCUUUCUUUCCUCCUCCUCCUCCUCCUCCUCCUCCUCCUCCUCCUCCUCCUCCUCCUCCUCCUCCUCCUCCUCCUCCUCCUCCUCCUCCUCUUCUUCCUGUAUUUGCAUGGCAGUGCCCACUCAUCUAACACACACACACACACACGCACACACACACAUGUACUCAUCUACCUCACUUUUAGAAUGAGGAGAAAAGGAAAAUACUUAUAAUAGUAAUAUAUAGAUAAAUGUAAUAAUAAUAAUGAUAAUAAUGAUGAUAAUAAUAGUAAUAAUAAUAAUGGUGUUGAUGAUGAUGAUACUACUGCUACUACUUAUAUUAUUGUUGCUGUUGGUGAUGAUCAUUAUAACGCACACACACACACACACACAUACACACACACACACACAGCAAUCUUGUAACCAUAGCUAUGUAUAUAAGAACUAAUAAUAACAAUAAUAAUAAUACUAAUAAUAAUGAUAAUAAUAAUAAUAAUAAUAAUAAUUAGAAGGGAAAUCAAGCAUUUUUAAACUAGUAAUAAAAAAAACAAAAUAUUAAAAAAAGGUUAAUAUGUUUUGUUAUGUUAAGUUUUUUUUUUGUUAAAUGUUUGUUUGUGUGUUUGUUUACAGAUAAUAUUUUUGCUGUAUGGUUCAUGUAAGUUAUUUGUUUGUUUGCUUUGUUUGUUUGUUUGUUUGUUUGUUUGUUUGUCCAUUGUCUUGUGUCUCAUUUAUUCAUUACUAAAAAAACAAAAAGACAUUUAAUAAUUUUUUUUAACUUAUUUUGUUUGUUUUGGUUUACAGUGAUUUUUUUGUUAUUUGUUAUUGUUUUGUCUGAUGAUGAUGAUGAUGAUAGGUUAAUAUUAUUAUUAUUAUUAUUAUUAUUAUUAUUAUUAUUAUUUUAUUUUUUGUUUUGUUUUGUUUGCUUGUUUCUCUCUCUCUCUCUCUCUCUCUCUCUCUCUCUCUCUCUCUCUCUCUCUCUCUCUCUCUCUCUCUCUCUCUCUCUCUCUCUCUCUCUCUCAUUCAUUUUUUUUAUCUUCCUUCCUUUCUUUCUUUCUUUCUUUCUUUCUUUCUUUCUUUCUUUCUUUCUUUCUUUCUUUCUUCCUUCCUUUCUUCAACACCACAACAUUUGAAAACACACACACACACACACACACAGAGAACAGUUUUCAUAAUUUACACUCUUCACUUCUCACUCUCCCAAAGCAAACCCUCCCAGCCUAGCCUAAUCUCCCCCAAUAAGACCUAACAGGCGCCCCAAGGUGAUACAAGGUUUUCUCCCCCUCCUCCUCCUGCCCUCCCCAAUAUAUUCUCCCUCAAAUAAUGUGAUAUUGAUUAAUCCCCUCCUUAUGAUGUAAUUUUUAUAUCUAUAUACAUACAUAUUAUAUAUAUUACUAUUAAAACGUAGCUCAUAUUA